UUCCCUUUAACCCAACUGUAUCGUUCCGACUUUUAUAGAAGACUGAUUUUAAAUAGAGUGUUUGAGUGGCUUUCUUUGGAUCGUAUAUUUGUGCUUUCCACUUCAAUGAUAUUUUCUUGUGACUUGAACGGCGAAGUUAUGGAGCCAUAGCGAAUAGGCUCAAAGUGAUAGCAAGGGAUCUGUAAAGCACUGUAGCCGCACUAGGGUCUGACUGACCUGACGUUUGGGGUUUAAUCUAGUGCUGGGUUUGGGAAGAGGUAUCGUCUGUCGGUUAGCAAACUGCAUGUGGCUAUUGGUGCCACAAUGGUAUAGUAAAUGUCAAUUUGGAGGUAGUUCGACUCGAUGUCAGAAGAGGAAAGGCACUGUCAUUGCCCUGGAGUCGAACAUACUGUUGUUAAAUGUCUGUUUUUUACCAAGAUAACUUUGAGAUUCGCCUCAGCUCUAACUGCAUUCCUUUGGUGACCACACAGUGUCGUCAGAGUCAUUCUUACUGUGUCCACCUUUGUCCCAAGCUAAGAGCUGUUUGUAUUUUUGGAUAGUCUUUUAUAGCAGUGAUUUGAUUACACGUACUGUAAAGUGUUUAUUUGGUCUAACCACCGUCAUGUUUUCACUAAAAGAGCUACGUUUCUGGAAGUAUUAAUAUUUUGUAUUGUUUAUUGUCCACUCUGCGGUUGGUCAGUUCUGCCUAUUUUUUCGUUUUGUGUACUACAUCAGGUGUGACAGACAUGGAAGAGCAGACUGACAGACACUGCUGGGUGUGUUUUGCUACAGAGCAUGAUGAUCACAGUGCAGAGUGGGUCAGCCCCUGUAAAUGUAAAGGCUCUACGAAAUGGAUUCACCAGGCAUGCCUUCAGCGGUGGCUGGAUGAGAAACAAAAAGGAAACAGCACUGGCAGUGUAACAUGCCCGCAGUGUGGGACAGAAUAUCUCAUUGUUUUCCCUAAAAUAGGCCCCCUGGUAUAUUUUUUGCAGCAGAUAGAUCGGUUUCUAUCCAAAAUGAGUCCAUUUGCAGCUGCUGGAGUUGUUGUAGGAACAGUGUAUUGGUCAGCUGUUACGUAUGGAGCUGUCACAGUAAUGCAGGUUGUUGGCCAUAAGAAGGGACUCGAUGUUAUGGAGCGAGCUGACCCUCUCUUCCUUUUGAUGGGAUUGCCUACCAUUCCUGUUAUGUUGGUCCUUGGCAAGAUGAUACGUUGGGAAGAUUAUGUGCUCCGGAUGUGGAGAAAAUAUUCCAACAAAUUGCAGAUUAUUAGCAGUAUGGUGUCAGCAGUCAGUACUGGACAUCCUGUUCCUCGUGUGCCUGCUGAAGCAAGUUAUCAGAGUGAUCAUGUGUCCAUUUCUCGGAUACUCUGUGGAGCACUAGUGUUCCCAACCAUUGCAAAUCUUGUUGGGAGGUUGAUGUUUCGUCGUGUGACCUCCAACUUACAGCGUACCGUUCUGGGUGGAAUUGCCUUUGUAGCAAUUAAGGGAGCACUGAAAGUAUACUUCAAGCAGCAGCAGUAUCUAAUUCAAGCCAACCGGAGAAUCCUUAACUAUGUGGAUCAGAGGCCAGGGGAUGAAGAAGCAAUGCCUCCUGUAGACAAUGAAGAUAGUGGCAAUGAGGGAAAUUAAGAUGCUUAGGUGGUCAUUGUGUUAAAUUCUGUCCUAUUGUGCUGGUUCCUUUUGAUUUUGUUGCAUUGUUGUUCUUCAGUAUCAUUGGAAAAUGGAGUGCUUGCUUCUGAAAAAAAAAAUGUGAAGGCACAUUUUUGCGCCCUGUCACUCUUGUUCUAAACUUAUUGCAGCAGGAACUUUAAAGUGUUGACUUGGACAGCCACAUGAUGCUAGCAGCCCAGAUGAUUUUAGCCUUCAGCAGGUAAGAAAGAGGGCUUACUUAACAGAAUCUGGCUUCUUAGUGUGGGAGAGUGGUAUUCUGCAGUUAUUCAAGAGCCUAGUGCACAAUUUAAGUGACUGCAUUGUUCUAGUCCAGAGUCUUAUAAAGUACUGUAACCUGAACACAGCUGAUGUUUAUGUGGAAGUAGUGUGAAUCUCAGGCUGAAAACUCUACCUUGAUUGGUUUAUGUGGAAGUAGGGGAUUCUCCAAAGUAACAGAAAAACAUACAUUGUUAAAUACCCUGUUUGAAGUCAUUAUUGCAGUAUUUUUAAUCAUAUAUAUUUUUUUCUGCUGACAUCUGGCUGGGGUACCAAAGUUUUACCUUGCUGAGGAGCUGCAUCCUAUGGUUCAGCUUGUAUGCAUUGAAGUAUAUAGGCGGACAUAUGCACAAGUUCCUCAGACUAUUUCACCGCCAGCCUGAAAGCAGGUCUCCCAUCAUUCAGCUUGAUCUGUGUUGGGUCGUUGGUACCAUUACUUCCCUUGUUUGUUCCCGUUAGGGAACCUUCCUUUUUGUAUUUUUGACUGCGUGUAAAGUUUUUGUUGGGUGUCUGUUAAGAGUGGUAUGUAUGAGUGUGGUAGGCAGAUUCCAUACAAGGACUUGCACACUAAGUGCCUUUUUAUUUAGGCCCCAAACACCACUACAAAUUCUGCUCUGUCUGCCAGCUGUUUGUUCAAAAAAAACAUUAGGGCAAGGCUUUUCUCCUUUAACAUGUUCCUUGAAACACAGCAUCUAAAACAUCUGUCCCAAGCAAGGAUGGCAGAAUCCCCAGCACCUGAUGCCACCCUUCUGCCUAAGAAACUCAAGAAGACCGUGAGAUGGUUUGCAGUCUGACAUCCAAGUCAGAUGUACCUGCUGAGCUUUCAGAACUUGACAUCCGAGUCAGACGUCAGAUAUCCUCUCAGUUGAUCACUACCAAAACCCCGUUGGAGGCCGGUGUUGCUCCUGAGACCUUGCAGACUCUGGGUACCGUGGAAGUAUCACACGUAAUCAUUCCAGGGGGACCAUACAGAGUCCUUCAAAUCCUAGUCUGGGAAGAGGUCCUAGGUACUCUGAAGUACACCAAGGGUCCAAAGCUCCAAGAUUUGUUUAAGCGGAAGUUAACCUAAAAAAAAAAAACAAAAACUAUAGACAUGUGACCUCCCCUACAGUUUCUAAGGAAAAAUAAUAGAUUGACUUCUCCCGGGGCUUAUAUAAAGCUGUCAUGGUUCUGAAGCCUCCUUUUUUGACUCCACUGCCUCAGUUCACUCAAGUACAUAACCAAGAUUCUUCCUGUGAAGAGGAGCAAUCUGUAGACUCUGAUCAUUCUCUGAAUUACUCCUCACAAACACAUUCUUUAGCACAGCUCUCCUUGGAUGACAGGGGCUCCCUUUCUCCAGAUUCUGCCAUUUAGAAAGCCUCUUGUGAAGAAACUAUUCAAAACAUGAUGAGGCACUUUGAAUAGCAAUCAAAGCAGAUCUGUGAUGUACAAAAAAAGUACGAAUAGCCUUCUGGAAAUGGGCACACCAGCUCCUUCUCCAGACCCUCCAGUGCUAAAGACAUAUCAGGCCGUCUUCCAGUCAGCAUGUUCAUUUCCUGAUUCACCACCACCAGCACCUAAAAGACCUGAUAGAUUCUAUAAGGUACCUGAUGAACUGAAAUACCUGUAUGAGUCUUGUUUCUGAACCCUGUUGCUGUAUCUCCUUGGGUAAACCAUCUAAGUUGCUCUCCAGUGCUAACGCCAUUCACACUGACAAGGGUAGUAGGGCUAUGGCUAGGUGGGGAAAGAGGGUCUACACCUCCUCCACCCUAGCAUUCAAAGCUAUUAACUACCAGACACAAAUGACUAAGUACUUGCCUCUGUACUACAGUAUUUACAUAGUUAUGUCAGACCGACAGUCAGUGGAUUUUAAGCAGCAAAUACAGACCUUAACUGUCUCAAGCUACAUAAAUAGCCAGACACAGCAUGAUAUGCAGUUAUCAUGCUGUGGAUGCUAUUUCCAGGACUGCUGCCACAAACUCAGCAUCAGAUGAUAUGCAUGGCUGUGUAGCUGCUCCAUAACUAAGGACUUCAAAUCUAAAAUACUAGAUUUGUCUUUAGGCAAAGAUCUCUUGUUUGGUCUAUAGGCUGCCAGUCUCUACAAAGCCCUACUAGAGCAAGGCAGGACUAUGAAAGACUGUAGGCACAUUCUACUUUCUACAGUCGUAGAUACCAUAGAAACUACCCAUCCAAUUUCACUUCUUUUGUUAAGAAAGACCCUAGGUUAACUCACAAACAAAGAAAAAUACCAAGAAAAAGAUUUCCAGACAAACCACAUAGGGGAACUUCCUUCAAGGAGGUGUCCCUUUGGAAGCAAAAACCUGUGACUACCUUCUCCACUACCCCACCCCUGCCCUAUACCCCUCCAUCCAAAAGACUUACUCUGUCUUUCUUCUCUUGGGAAAUGGUAACUAUAGACAAAUGGGUUGUGACUAUCAUCAAAUAAGGCUGUGCCCAUGUCUUAGGAAAGCAUUUCAUCUCUAAAGGGCAUGCCUCUUCCGUCUGUCAACCAGGUUCCAUAGCUAAAUCCUGUUAUUCAGGACUUUUACUAGAUCAGGGCUCCAUAGAAAGGGGGCCAAAUCCCUUCAAGGGAAAAAGGCUUCUAUUCCAGAAUCUUUCUGGUACCGAAGGGAAGGAAGGACAGUGGAGAACCUUUCUUUCCACCCUCCUGCCUUUCAUUCUUCCUCACUUCUUUUUUGUAUCCCUAGAUUUAGGAUGCCUACCUUCACAUUUGACCCUCCUGCAGAAAAUUCCUCUGAUUCAUCUCCGUCUCUUCACAUUUUCAGUUUACUGCUUUGCCCAAGGGUUCUUACAGUGUGUCUAGCUCCAGUGGUGAUUUACUACUGCUCACAGGCAAUUCAGAUUUUUCUCUUACUUGGAUGACCUACUGAUCCAAGCUCUCUCCACAGACAUCCUCGUCGAGCAUGUAUGUUAUGUGGUAUAUCCCCUGACAAUACUGGGAUUCACAGUCAUCUUCAAAAAAUCCAAUCUCAAACCCUCUCAUGACCUAGUUUUUAUGGGUUGCAAACUAGGGGGACUCAAAAUGCAUGCCUUCCUUCCUCAGUAAAAAGUUCACAGUCUAGCCAGCUUCUUCCAACACCUUUACUUAAUGUCACACUGCACAGCCUCGGAUAUCCUCUGGGAUUUGAGUUUCAUGGCAGCUACCAUCCCAGUGCUUCCUCUGGCCAGACUGCACAUGAAAAAAAAAUUGUGUGAUACUUGAAAUCUGUGUGGUCCCCACAUUCACACCCCCUGGAUACCCUGAUCCCUCUUUUAACUUGCCUCAAAAAGGAGUUGCUCUGGUGGGAAAAACAGGUCAUGCUCAAUCCCGGUCUUCUUUCAUCCUAGCUCCACCCAGCUAAGUUAUUCACACAGAUGCCUCAGUCAGGGCAUGGGGGGCGUGGACAGGAUCGCACAGAGUGCAGGGGCGAUAGCCGCCUUCUCUCUGGAAGGAGCACUUCAACGUAAGACAAAUGAGAGCUCUUCUGCAAGCUCUGCAGGUCUUCUCCCACCUAUGGAAAACAAGCAUACUCUUGGUGUACACCAUCAACACCACAGUCAUAUGGUAUUUAAACAAACAGGAAGGCACAAGGUCUUAUCAACUGUGCAGGCUAGUAGAGGAAGCAUGAUACCUAGCCAUGCAAAUUAACAUAACUUUGAGAGAGGCAUGCAUUCUCUUUCAAGAGAAUGUGAUGGCAGACUCUUAAUUGGGUCCUUGGAGGACUGUCAUGAAUGGACCCUGAGCAGAUAGGUCUUCAAAACAAUCCUGCACUAGUUGGGCAUACCACCAAUAGGCCUUUUUGCUUCCCCAAAAAAAUCUCUCUGCAUUAGAAUCCCUUCACCCUUAGCCUCAAGGACAGAUGCCUUCUGUUUUCAGUGGUCAAUGAGGUUAUGUAUGCCUACCCUCCUCUGCCACUUCAAAGAGUUCUUCUAAAAGACCAAAAGGAAGCUCCAAAACAUCUAUGUCUGGCCCUGUACUGACCAAGACAACACUGAUUUUCACUCCUACUCCACCUGUCCAAAGGAAACUACUGGAAGAUACUGCUGUAACCGAACAUGGCCACUCAACAGCAAGGUGUGCUUCAGUAUCUCACUGCAUUGUUUCUCAGUCUCACUCUGUGGAUGAUGGGUUUCUGUUCCCUAAAAGGCGCAUCAUCUCUGAGGAGCUUUUACAGGUUUUACAGGAAGCUAGAAAACCUGUUAUCAGAAAAAUCAUACACAGUUGUGGAAAAGAUUUUCUAUUUGGUACCACAAACACAGCCAGGAUCCAUUGUCGUUUAGUAUCUCUGCAAACUAUUAGUUCAAUUUGGCCUUCUCUUAAAGCCCAUCUGCCUGCCAUUAAUGCCUGCUUGUCUUUUGUCCCUUUUUUGUGUCCAAAAUGGAGGUCAAACUUUUCUUGAGGGAAGCCUUCCAUCUUAAACCUCCAAGAAAACCUACUUCUCCCUGGGAUAUCAACUUUGUGCUAGAAAAACUUACAUUGCCCCCCUAUUCAAGCCAGCAACAUCUGCCACUCUAAAGUUCUGCACCUGAAAAAGUAUUCUAUUUGCUCAUACCUCUGUUCACAGAGUGUCUGAACUUCAAGCAUUCAAGGCUGUUCCACCUUUUCUCCUUUUCCAAAGGGACAGGGUGACUCUUAGGCCCAUUCUUUCUUUCAUGCAUAAGGUAGUGAAUGAACUGUUCCUCAGUUAAGCUGUUCACCUAUCUUCCUGUUUUCCCAAUCCCCAGAACAGAAAGGGGGAGAAAGACUUCUACUUUCUAGAUAUUCGCAUGCAGCUGAAGUUAUACUUGGACAAAGCAAAAACUAUAAGAAAAACUGACCCAACUGUGUGUUUCCUUCAUGGAUUCCAAGCUGGGCCAGCGGGUUUCAAAGGAAACUGUUGCAUCCUUGCUAUCAAAAGCCAUCUCUUUCUGCUAUAUACACAUUAUGGUAAAUCAUUGCUUUUCUGCCCAAAGGCAGUGGCCUCUUCUGGUUCUCUGCACAAGGGUGUUGAUAUCAGGUCUAUCUGGGAAGCUGCCAUAUGGUCCUCGAUAUACAUUUUCACCAGACGCUGCAAGGUUGAUGCUUUGUCUAUCCUGUCUGGGAUCCUGGAAAGCUCAUCUUCCCAUUCGCCAACUUUUUUGUACCUCCUUCAUCUCUGGGGAGUCACCCAUAUAUUAAGAAUACUGCAACAGUGAUUUCAGUCGGGGUGUAGUACAUUUGUGUAAGAAAGUAUCAUGACCAUAGAUGUCCUGCUGAUCACUGUUGAGUUUUCCUUCCCCUCUUCUCUUUCUCUGCUCUAACUUUACUCUUCCCCUCAGUUGUAAGCUAUCACCUAUAUCCUGCUGUUGGGGGGGUUUACUUGCCUGUUCGAGCUGCUCCCCUUCUAGUUGGAAGUCUCCUGUCUCAUUAGUCUUCAGGACGCUGGCUUGGAGAUAGUCUGAAGAACUUGUGUGUACGUCCGCUUAUAUACCUGGACAUAUAAGAGCUGAAGAUAUGCUCGGACAUAUGCCCUCAGGAGGGUAAGUCUUUGGUACCCCAGCUGGUUAUCAGUGGACAAAAACCUACAUGUUAAGAAUACUGCAACGUAGGACAUCUGCUCUUAUAGUAAGUUCUUACACAGCUGUACUUUCUGUUUCUUCAAAUAGUAUGUAUAGAGAUAUGUGCGUGUGUACAUGAGUGCUUGUAUGCAUUUGUGUGCCGUUGAAGUUUCUGCUGAAUGCAGUUAAGGAUCAUAUGCAGAGGUCUGCUUUGUAGAUUUUCCUUUUGCCUCAUUGUAAUGAUGUAUGUAUAAGUUGGUGUUACAUAAGAAAUGCUAUCAAAAAAUUUUGUAAUGAUAAAAAAAAAAAAAGUUAAUAUUUUUCUCCAUCUGUUGUGCAUGACAUUUUAUGUCUUUGGCCCUGGAAUUGUCGUAUUCUUUUGUGGCAUGGUUAUCAUUUCGUAGGUGUCACCUACAUUUGGUCCCCUGAUCAGUAUUUUUUUUUUCUAAUUAUCAUAAUUGUUAUAGAAAGUAAAACAGUUAUGGAUAAUCUCUGAUGUAUAGUUUAAGACACAAUGGGUUAAAAUAACACCAGUUUUGAUGUUUUUGUAGCAUGCCAGCAAAACAAACUUAAUACAGCUGUCACAACAAUGCGUCUCACAAAUUGAAGUGAAUGAUCUCUGUUAUCUCUUCUGGACCAUAAGCAUUUAAGCAGAGAAAAUUUUCAAAACCUGUCAUUAAACUGUUUGCACUUUUUUUUCUGGGGAGGUGCCACUCUGUUUGAGGUACAAAAUAUAUGGGGAGGUCCACUUACUCACUUCUUGCGUAUAUAGGGUUGUAGUCAGUGAAUUCAAUUUUGUACUCAGAGAUGCUUGUUGCUGUGCCCAAUUUACCUGUUUUUUAAAAAAAUGGUCAUAUCGCUCAAGCUGUUGCCCACCUCCAUAUGCACACAACUUAGUGUCACAUUUUCAGCUGCUCAGUUAAAAACUAUUAAGACAUAUUGUUUAUAGAUUGCAAUCCUUUCUGUAAGCAAGCAUUGAUCUAGAUGGUUUUAGACAUAAUAUGGCUUGAUAAAUCCCUAAUGUUUCCAACAUAAUCAGAAAAGAAUUUGUAGUCUUUAGAGUGCAAAAAGUAUGCCUGGCUACACCCUUGUCUGCAAGCCUCUACCAAUCUACAAUGCUUAUUUUGGGUGAUAAACUGUAGCGUAGUUACUACAUUUUGUUCAUAAUAUAGACAGAAAUAUUUACCUGUAAUUCCGUCACUGUGUACCCGCAGUAAGUGAAGCAUGCAUUCAAAAUUAGUCCAUCUGUACAGAAAAAACACAAGCAUUUAUAAUUUAGUGUUUUACUUUUAACAGUAUUUUAAUGGUGUUAGGAAGUGGAUUGUUGCAGGGUUGCAGAACUUGGCACAUGAUUUUUAAGGGACAAACCAGGAGACCAGUAUUAACUAGUCAUAUCUUAAGCACAAUUAUAAUUCUUCACACUUUCUUGUUUGCUUUCGUUCAGGACAUUGAAGUCCGUUUUGAAAGUAGUUAAUGCCUGACAAGGAAAUUACCAUGAGUGCUGUACACAUGAGUAGAGUGUGAUAACAUAAUUUUGGUUUGUUGCAAUAUCUUUAAUUUUGUAUAUUAUCAUUUCAUAUUGAUAGCAAUCCAAGGCACAAAAACUAUAUAUACAGAUUGGUUAGGUUAAAAGAGGUUCUAGAAAGAAGCAGGAGACAUUAUUUAUUUUUCUCUUGGGUAUCUUUUUCCAACCCAUUUCACACACACACACACACA
Protopterus annectens (West African lungfish) is the source of this 9116-nucleotide messenger RNA. RefSeq names its product E3 ubiquitin-protein ligase MARCHF5-like. The record is from RefSeq and is a predicted model, not a curated record. NCBI's taxonomy places the organism in Eukaryota, Metazoa, Chordata, Ceratodontiformes, Protopteridae. The transcript has 6 exons. The coding region runs from base 726 to 1607 and encodes 293 amino acids. Gene Ontology annotation, molecular function: zinc ion binding.